AUGGAAAGCAGAAAUACAGUGCUUCCCUCUUUACCAACCAUUAUUUCAAGUAGUUCCAGUUCGCCUUUUCAACUGCAUGCUUUGCCAAAUACAAAUUUCCCUAGUGACGAACAAGGCGUCAUCAGGUUGCCACCUUUAGGUGCAUCUGAGCACGUCGUGAGGCCGGUAGUAAGUAUUUACAAAAGUCCACGCGAUGAGGAAAGGCCAAAAAGGAAGAGUCCACAGGCUGUGGAUUUCUUGUCACAAAGCGUAACUACUUCCAUGACGCCUUUAUCCAAGCCCAAAAAGCUAGGAACUCAUUCGCCUUUCACGCCAACAAUCAGCAUCACUUCCAAAGAGCAACCGACUCAGAGUAUGCAUUCUUAUAAAAAAGUUAAUAUUCUUACACCUUUAUCUGCGGCAAAAGCUAUUCUGACUCCAACCACAAGAAAAGAAAAGAAGAGAUCAUUUGCUUUUAUUACGCAUUCACAGGAAACUUUUCCAAAGAAGGAGCCUAAGAUAGACAACGCUCGAUUAGCUCGUCGGAAAAGAAGAAGAACUUCAUCAUAUGAGCUUGGGAUAUUGCAGACUGCGUUUGAUGAAUGCCCCACGCCUAACAAGGCUAAAAGGGUAGAGUUGUCCGAACAAUGUAAUAUGUCCGAAAAAUCUGUUCAAAUAUGGUUUCAAAACAAAAGGCAAGCCGCUAAGAAGCACAAGAACAACAGUGGCAGUAUCAGUCGUUGCAAGGUUCAUUCUAAUGAUUCAGUCUCUAUGAUAUCUUACUCAGAUGCUGCAUUGGAACUUACCUCUACACCAACGAGUGCAAAGAAAGCUAUUACUGCGGAGUUGUUGAAGACUUCACCUGCAAACACGUCCUCGAUUUUCGAAGACCACCACAUAACACCUUGCAAGUCUAGUGGACAACUCAAAUUUCACGGCAAAUCCAUGCUUGUUAAAAGAACAUUAUCAAGUGCCAGUCAUAGCGAACUGCUCAAAAGUCCUAAAAACAAAGAAAACCGUUUAAAGUUCAAUGCAUACGAAAGGAAACCCCUUGGGGAGAUUGAUCUCAAUUCCUUCAAGAACUAG
Saccharomyces paradoxus is the source of this 1065-nucleotide messenger RNA. RefSeq names its product Yhp1p (gene YHP1). NCBI's taxonomy places the organism in Eukaryota, Fungi, Ascomycota, Saccharomycetes, Saccharomycetales, Saccharomycetaceae. The record is from RefSeq and is a predicted model, not a curated record. Gene Ontology annotation, biological process: cell differentiation; regulation of transcription by RNA polymerase II. The transcript has a single exon. The coding region runs from base 1 to 1065 and encodes 354 amino acids. Gene Ontology annotation, molecular function: RNA polymerase II cis-regulatory region sequence-specific DNA binding; DNA-binding transcription factor activity, RNA polymerase II-specific.